CCAUUGCCUUCCACGUUAAACAUGGGCUGUGCUCAGAAAACAACAAGUGAACAUUGAGUUAGAAUUUGCAGAUUUGCAGAACUCCUGAACAAAAAUUUAGUCACUGUUAAGUGAAAUCUUGAACAGUUCAUCUAAAAUGAGUUUCCAGGGAGUAGGGUUUCUUCUCCAGUGCUACCUGAUGCUGGCAGCUGCCAUGUAUUUUGAUCUAGGUGAGCAGGAGGAAAAAUGCAUCAUUGAGGAGAUUCCAGAAGACACACUAGUGACAGGUCACUUCCUGUUGGAGCCCUGGGACCGGAUGAGACUGAGCCACUCCCCUCACCUUGGUGUCACUGCGAUAGUCAGAGAUCCAGAACAGGAGGUCAUGAUGUCAAAACGCUUUGGAAAAAAUGGCAAAUUCACCUUCACUGCUCAUGCCUCUGGUCAGCAUUACAUUUGCUUCCAAACCAAUUCCACAAAGUUUUCUGUCUUUGCUGGAGAAAGACUGAAGCUACAUUUGGAUGUCCAGAUGGGAGAACACUCCAUUGAUCCCAACGUUGACAGGACAAAAGACAACUUGCAGACUCUUGAGAACAGUCUCACACACCUCAUUGAUCAGAUGAAGUUCAUCACCAGGCAUCAGGACUAUCAAAGGGAGAAGGAGGAGGUAUUCCGUGCAAUCAGUGAAGAAACCAACGACAAAGUUCUGUGGUGGGCCGUGGUGCAGACCAUCAUUCUGCUGUCUGUGGGCUUCUGGCAGAUCAAACGACUCAAAGACUUUUUCAUAGCCAAGAAACUGGUGUGAAAAUGAACAUUAUCCAUCCAAAGACACGACUUCUAGUUGUCUCUUUGCUUGCCUUGGUUAUCCCAGUGCCAACAUUAUUGUAACCAGAAAGUUUAGACCUAUAAAGAAAACGUGUUUUGGAGGUAUAGUUUCCAAUUUUAGGACAAUGGAUGAAUGACAAAAUAAAUUUGGAUGAAAAAAAAAAGAACUGUUUCUAAUCUGUUUCUAACCAGAAAAGAAAUGAUAGAUUUUUGUGUAAUAUAAUGUUUUUGAAAGGUGUUUACUUUUGCUAUUACUGAAAACUCAAUUUGGUACUAAAAUGAAAAUAACUGACUCUAAUUUCCCUCUG
Messenger RNA from Nothobranchius furzeri (turquoise killifish), 1109 nucleotides. Its product is annotated as transmembrane emp24 domain-containing protein 11. Gene Ontology annotation, cellular component: endoplasmic reticulum; Golgi apparatus; COPII-coated ER to Golgi transport vesicle. The record is from RefSeq and is a predicted model, not a curated record. Lineage: Eukaryota; Metazoa; Chordata; Actinopteri; Cyprinodontiformes; Nothobranchiidae. Gene Ontology annotation, biological process: Golgi organization; intracellular protein transport; endoplasmic reticulum to Golgi vesicle-mediated transport.